Messenger RNA from Perkinsus marinus ATCC 50983, 516 nucleotides. RefSeq lists its product as hypothetical. The coding region runs from base 1 to 516 and encodes 171 amino acids. The transcript has 4 exons. The record is from RefSeq and is a predicted model, not a curated record. NCBI's taxonomy places the organism in Eukaryota, Perkinsozoa, Perkinsida, Perkinsidae.
AUGGGCGUGGAUGCUACCCUAGGGGGUAGUAAGAAUGCCGCACCAUGGAUGGCCAAGGCCAUGGGCGAAGCCUUGGUCACCACACCCUUCGGAAGGGACCCUGCACAUACCUUGUUGGAGAUAUUCACUAAGUUCGGCUCGGUCCGAGGGUGCCUCGAUGAGGAAGGCAUGAUCGUUGGACUUGAUUACACUCAUCCAGUUUGCCUCUACUGGACUGCCAUCGCUGCUGGGUUCCAUUAUGAUCCUGAAUGCUCGAAGGUUAUAGUUCCUCAAUUUAAAAGAUUCUCCCGAGAUUUGGACCGCAGUAGCGGCAGCCAAGCCAGUGGCACUAUCUCUGUUAAACGCAUGGAAGCGAACACAGGUGAAAAUGAGGAGAAUAACGAUGAAGUGUCGGCUUCCCUUGAGGACUGCUGGUUGUGGUCCGAUGCCAUCCGCAGUAAACGGCAGAGGUUAACCGUUACGACUACCACUUCUAGCACUACCGCUCUCAAGAACGCUGCUUUGCGAUUUCAGUAA